This is a messenger RNA of Microbotryum saponariae, 825 nucleotides long. NCBI's taxonomy places the organism in Eukaryota, Fungi, Basidiomycota, Microbotryomycetes, Microbotryales, Microbotryaceae. The record is from the annotation of a GenBank genome assembly.
AUGGCUAGCGUCUUGCACCUCCCUCCCAGCCCUUCUGCCACGAGCUGCAACAACAAAUGGACGGGUAGCCCCCGUCAUCGGUCAGGCACGACCUCGACGCUCCCGCGGCCGGGCUUGCGACGCAACACCUCGACCUCGAGCAUCAUCCUCAGCCCUGUCCUUCGCUUCAGUCCGAAUUCGAUUUUCAUCCCCUCGCCUUCCGAGUCGAUCUUUAACUUGGGGGAAGCGUCAUAUGUCGACCAUUCGAACGUUUCACCUACCGCCCCUGUCGCUUCGAGUGCCGGCAGCGGGAGCUGGGAGUCGCGAUGCUCCUUUGCGCCCGACACGAAACCGCAGAGGCCGACGAUCAUCACCAAAUCGGCCAAGUCAACCGAAUUCGUCCCUCUCAACGAAAGCCCUGCACAAAGUGAGCGGUCUCAGAGGAUCCCGACAAUCGCAUCACCGACGUCAGCCACGACCCCGACCGCAGGUGGCUCCUUGCUCGCCCGACGACGAUCGUCCGUCGCGAGCGGGAAGCGCCCCGACAUCUUUGCGCUGUCGGAUCUGAAGAUCUCUCCACCUCUCGAACAAGUUCUUGAUGACACCGUCCCCUUCAAAGUCAUCGGCAUGGCUUCCGCAGCGGUCACGCCGAGUAAAGAAGAUCUCGGUUUGGCCAAAACGCCGACACUCGUCGUCAAGAGUUUCCGCCCUACGAAAUCGUUCGUCCCGACGCCUUUCCCGGAGAAGAGGCAGUUCAUCAGCGAUGACGAAGGUGAUUCGGAUCGCGAGGGUGAAGAGCUAGAAGAACGAGAAGACGGCAAGGUGGGCGAUGAUGCUGAGCCCUAG